Molecule: messenger RNA, 1713 nt
Organism: Ectocarpus sp. CCAP 1310/34
Lineage: Eukaryota; Phaeophyceae; Ectocarpales; Ectocarpaceae
Source: the annotation of a GenBank genome assembly
GCCUGCAUCUGUUACUCCCUCUCCCCACACCGCUUAUCACCCCACACGCGAUACACACAUACUUUAUCGCCACCCAGACCUCUGAGCUACCAUGAAAACCACCUUUGCCGCUCUCGCCAUGUGUGGAACAACCUCUGCAUUUGUAACCCCCAACGCUGUGAAGGCGCUGGCGCCCUCGACGAGAGCGUCCUCGCCGCUGUCGAUGGAAUUUGCGGGUGGGAUGCGAGGCGCAGACGGACCGGAGCCGAACUCUAAGAACUUCGACCCUCUUGGAUUAUCUGAGGCCCGACCUGAGAACCUCUUGUUCUUCCGGGAAGCAGAGAUCAAGCACGGUCGCAUCGCCAUGCUUGCCAUCGUCGGCCUGAUCGUACCGGAAUUCGUCCGCGUGCCGGGAGAGAUCUACCAGAACGUCUCGGUCCUCGACGCUCACAACGCCAUGGUGGAGAAGGGCCCCAUGUGGCAGCUGCUGUUCUGGAUCUGCUUCGCUGAGAUCAUCCUCUUCCCCACCGUCAUCGACAUGGACAAGAAGGACCGCGAGCCUGGAGACUUCGCCCUCGACCCCCUGAACCUCUGCAAGACCCCCGAGAAGACAGAGAAGUACAAGCUCGCGGAGCUCAAGAACGGCCGUUUGGCAAUGAUGGCGGUAUCGGGCGCCCUGACGCAGAUGGCGAUGUACGGCCACGGAUUCCCGUUCUUGGCGUAGACUACUUGAACUCGGCCGUUGUUGUUUCGGUCCCUCUUGCUCCGGUUUCAAGACAAAGGAACCUUAUUUAGUCAGAUGUUUGGGCAAGGACGGGCGGAUUUCGCCCGCAAUCCGCGCCGUUGCUGCUCCUUCCGUCACCUUUCGUUUCCCCGUGUUCUUCCGUCCGUUCCUUUGUUCUGACGUGGCUGCUGCCGAGACUGGCUCUUGCCGCUCAUGUUCGAUUUUUUCUUGUUCUGCAAGAGAAAUUUUGGAGCGUGAGUUGGGUGGGCUUUCGAUCAAGACGUGUAUGUAUAAAGAUAGCCUUAAGAGGAUCCGCGGUAUGUAGAGAAAACUAGAGAAAUGAGUGGCUUUUAACAGCGCCGACACGUCAAGCAGCGACGGCCGACGCUGAAUUUGUGUUGCCUAUGGGCAGCUUUAUGCUCUUAUGGCGCACGUAAGGAAACAGUUGAUGGUGUAUCCAGUGAGCUGCAAGGCACGCGAGGAGUCAUCCAGUACUAGCCUCGGGCUAGUACGUAAGAGGUAGGCGAGAGGGAGAGAGAGAUGGCGUGGUAGCAAAGGGUUUAGGCAGCAGGCCUGGUCGCUCCUGCUUUGCACCAAAAUUGAAUCCAAGCUCAUUUGAUUUUGUCUUUUGUCCUUCGUCCUUCGGUAUCGCAUUCGACGGAUGUGCCGUCUCGUGCUAUAAUUUUCUUCCUUUGACUACGUGACAUGUUGCGUCGAGUGGAGCACCUCCUUUACCUCGCCUAGAUUGACCUUGCCGCUUUGAGGCACGGGUAAAGGGCUUUUCGCGUGUCCGGACAUGAACAUUGAAGCCAUUGCACUAAUUUUUGAAGCGCUCUGCGGAGUUCUCGCCGGCAAAUUCAAAAUGUGUUGCGUAGCUCCAGCGUCCCGCCUUUAUCAAGGCCAAGUGUGCAUGGCCGUAAGCAAGUGGCGUACGACAGAACACAGUACACCUCGCCUCGCCUGGACGAUUGCCAACCGUAAAAUUCCCUAAUAAAACACGUUUGCCACUU